GUCUACACAGGUCCGGAACGCUCAGCGCAGUUGUUUGUUUCCAGCCGGUCAGAGUCCGGGUCUGUGUGUUUGUGUGUGUGUGCGCGCGUGCUGCGGUGUUGUGAUGGCGGCGCUGCGGACGGUAUUAUGUGGGCGUGUCCUGAGGCCCCUCCCCGUCUGCUCGGGGUCACUGCGCUUCGCCAGCUCGUCUUUCAAGGCUGCAGAUCUCACCAUCGAGAAAGCGAAGGCGCCGAACCCGAAGCCCGACCCGUCCAGCCUGGGUUUCGGGAAGUUUUUCUCCGAUCACAUGCUGACCGUGGGCUGGACGGAGAGAGGAGGAUGGGAAGCUCCUCAGAUUAAACCCUUCCAAAACCUGUCGCUCCACCCGGCGUCCUCCGCCCUGCACUACUCCGUCGAGCUGUUCGAGGGGAUGAAGGCGUUCCGCGGAGUGGAUAAUCAGAUCCGUUUGUUUCGGCCCAUGCUGAACAUGGAGCGCAUGUAUCGCAGCGCACACCGCUGCUGCCUGCCUUUGUUUGAUAAGCACGAGCUGCUGGAGUGCAUUAAGAAGCUGAUCCAGCUGGACCACGAGUGGGUUCCGUACUCCACCGACGCCAGCCUUUACAUCAGACCCACCCUGAUCGGGGUCGAGCCUUCUUUGGGCGUGUCCAAAGCAGGCCACGCCCUCCUGUUUGUCAUCGUGGGUCCGGUGGGGCCGUACUUCGCCACAGGAGCCUUCAACCCCGUGUCCCUGCUGGCGGAUCCUCGCUACGUGCGGGCCUGCAGGGGCGGAGUCGGCGCCUACAAGAUGGGCAGUAACUACGGGCCCACUAUAGCCAUCCAGAUGGAGGCGGUGAAGCAGGGCUGUCAGCAGGUGCUGUGGCUGUACGGAGACCAGGAGGAGAUCACCGAGGUCGGCACCAUGAACCUCUUCAUCUACUGGACCAACGAGAAAGGAGAGCGAGAGCUGGUCACUCCUCCACUAGAUGGCAUCAUUCUCCCCGGGGUCACCAGGCAGUCACUACUGGAUCUGGCCAGGGAGUGGGGUGAGUUUAAGGUGACGGAGCGGACGCUGCCGAUGAAGGAGCUGAUGGAGGCUCUGAAGGCCGGCCGGGUGUUGGAGGUGUUUGGCUCGGGGACGGCGUGUGUGGUGUGUCCCGUCGGCAGCCUGCUGUAUAAAGGACAGCACUUUGAAAUCCCGACCAUGAAGAACGGUCCUGAGCUCGCCACCAGGUUCUACAAGGAGCUCACCGACAUCCAGUACGGACGCAAGAGGAGAGACUGGGCGCCGCUCAUCACCGUCUGAUCGCGUGCCUUUCCUCCGCUCAGCUCUGGCGGGAAACGCAGUUCCUCCACACUCCGUUGCUUUGUUUCGUCUUGUCUUAUUUGUAGGGACUAAAGCUUUAUUGCUCUAAAGUAACCGCAUGAGGGAACAGUCCAUCGUUACUGUUCAGCUCGUAAGAAAAGCAGCAACCGCCAUCAUCAUCACUACCGUGACACCUCUAACACACUCGCACGUGUAUAGAAAUGUAUUUGUGUUUUUAAUAAUGCACGCGUCCAGCCUGGCUAGUGCACGGUGCGCGAUGUGCAGCAACAGAGCAAACAAUGCAAAUAACGUCUGUAGGGAUAUCGUACGGUGCAAUAACGUUCAGAUCGUCUCGGUGUAGAGUUACUGAUUUUAACUAUCGAUUUUUAUUUUCACAUUAGAUAACCGGUGAGCUAACUUUAGCCUCUAGCUUAACCAGUACUGUGUGUUCUUCCAGAAAAUUAGUUUUUAGAGUCUUUUAAUCUAAAGACGUUCCAGAAAUUCUUCUUCUUUUAUUACUGUUAUUAAUAUUAACAUAGGUUUAAAAUCAGGUUGUGAUAUUUUGUGAAAGAGUAAGUACGUGUUCAGGUAUUUAACAUAGUAGUUGCAGCAUGCUGUGUGCUCCAGAAAUAUUGGCACCCUUUACCAGACUGUGUGUACUCUACUUUACUGUAUCUAUAGAAAUGAUGGUACAUAAUGAAGUAAGUCAUGUUCAAGUCCAAACAUGACGCGACUUUACGUCUGGGUGGGGAACAUGUUAAUAGGAAUCAGGGAAGAAAGAGAGUUCUUAAGGUGAAAUUUCAUAUUGCGAAGCGCAUUCUCCCAUAGGAAAUAAUGUAAAUGCAGAUAAUCCGUUCCAGUCGCCCAAAAACAUUACCAAUAUUACCAAUUUCCAAUUUGCUUUGUAUGCUGAGGAAUGUUUCUUGCAAAAUUUCAGUUGGCCAAUCAUAAAAGGUGCCAAUAGUUAUUCUGGAGUUCACUUCAUUAAUAAUGUAGCCAAUAAAACAAAUGUUCAUGUUUCACAAUCGUAUAUCAGCGGAACAGUUUCCUGAACAAAGAGGCGGAGUCGAGUGUUUUGCAUUUUAAAAAGUGUUGUGUGUGUGUCUAGAUCAUCACUAUUGCUUUAAUGUUACCUAUACCAUUUAUUUAAAGACGCACAAUAUGGAUUAUAAAGUUACAUGAAAUGUACAUGAGGUCAAUGUUGCUGUAAUGAUAUUUAUGUAACAAAUUGAUGGACUGAUUGUGCAGACUUGAAGCUUUGAAAACACUCCCUGCACUAAAACUUGAUGAUGAUGAAUGUCACUGCACUAGCUUACUGUACGUGUUACAACUUGAUUUGACCUUUUUUUCUGUCUGUUUUCGUUUUAUCAGUUCAAGGUACAAAGACUUUUUUUUCUUUUUCUUUUCCUAAGCCAUCUUAUCUUUCUUUCUCCCAAGUGCCUGAUGGACGGUUUUGUUCAUGUCACAUGUGGUCAUGCAUUAAGAGCUUUUUAAUUUUAUCAGUGUGUGUGUGUGUGUGUGUGUGUUUACUGAGCGAUACGGGGUGGUCAGCUGUUAUACUUUAUCUCGCUAUUAAUGUGUUUUAACAAUAAAAGAACAUAAAAAGGA
This is a messenger RNA of Clarias gariepinus (North African catfish), 2890 nucleotides long. RefSeq names its product branched chain amino-acid transaminase 2, mitochondrial (gene bcat2). Lineage: Eukaryota; Metazoa; Chordata; Actinopteri; Siluriformes; Clariidae. Gene Ontology annotation, molecular function: branched-chain-amino-acid:2-oxoglutarate transaminase activity. Gene Ontology annotation, cellular component: mitochondrion. The transcript is spliced from 11 exons. The record is from RefSeq and is a predicted model, not a curated record. The coding region runs from base 104 to 1282 and encodes 392 amino acids. Gene Ontology annotation, biological process: L-valine biosynthetic process; L-leucine biosynthetic process.